UUGCGGCUGACCUGGCAUCGCAUUUAUCCAGCUUCGGCACUAUCAUUGCGACGUGAUCCGCGCAUCCUCAAGCUCCCGCCCUACAUCUCGUUGGCAUGUAUCCUAGGCGGCAUCGCAUGGCUAUUUCUCUUGCCUCUAAGCGACUAUUCCCGACGAACCUACAUCUCCGAGAAUGCACUGCUUCCGGGCCAAGUGCACACGUAUUUCGGUGGGAGCGAUCAGCAUGUACUGCGGGCGUACAAGCAUGAGGUCAACUCGGUCAGGGACAAGUCCAAUUACGAAAUCAACGACAAGCUUGAGGGCAUCCUCAAGAGUGUCGGCUUGAAGGUCGGCCGCCAAAACUAUACGUACGAAUCCGCUGGUGAUGUAUACACCGGUGAGAACAUCUAUGCCAUCCUUCAAGCUCCUCGCGGCGAUGCGACGGAGGCGAUUGUGCUCAUUGCGGCCUGGAAGACGGUGGACGACAAGUUCAACCAGAACGGCCUUCCACUGGCGCUUACACUGGCCCGGUACUUCAAGCGAUGGUCACUCUGGUCCAAGGAUAUCAUCCUCGUCAUCCCCCCAGAUAGCAGGACGGGCACCCAGGCAUGGGUCGACGCAUACCACGACUCGCACGACUCCUCCCGUGUAAAUUCCCUUCCACUGAAAUCUGGCGCUUUACAAGGCGCUAUCGCCAUCGACUACCCGCAAGAACACCGUUUCGAGUCCAUUCAUAUCAUCUAUGAUGGCAUCAACGGCCAGCUACCGAACUUGGACCUUAUCAACUCUGUUGUCAAUAUUGCGGGUGGGCAGAUGGGUAUGGGCACCGCCAUUCAGGAGAUGUGGUCGCACUCCGACAAGUACCGGGACCGGCUGCUCACGAUGCUCCGCGGCAUGUUGAACCAGGGGCUAGGCCACGCCUCUGGCCCGCACAGCAGCUUCAUCCCCUAUCACGUUGACGCCGUCACUUUGCAGCCAUUUGGCGAGGGGUGGCACGACGAAAUGGGGAUGGGUCGCCUGGUCGAAGGAACUUUCCGCAGUUUAAACAACCUCUUAGAACACCUCCAUCAGAGCUUUUUCUUCUACCUCCUUAUGCACAAGGAGAGGUUUGUGAGCAUCGGCACGUACCUACCGAGUGCCAUGAUUCUGGCCGCCAGCUUUACCAUCACCGCGAUCUCCCUCUGGGUGAAGAGUGGUCAUCAGGAUCAGUCAUCAGCUACACCCGGCACGGUGGUCAAGUCCGAGAUUGAGGGCACGUCGUCUCAGGAGCUACUCGUAACAUCAAAGGGCGCAAGCUCAUCACCUAUCUCCGUCCCGGCCGUAGAACGUGAUUUGUUCCUACCCCUGGGGCUCGUAGCUGUCUGCCAGUUUCUCGGCGUCGUGCCAUUGUACGUCUUCAAUCAUAUGCCUGCAAGAAUGCUCGCUCUGGCAUACACAGCCUUCGCACUCACCAACUGUGCCCUGCCCUUUUUCAUUUCCUCGCUCCUGACCUCCGCCUACAACCCCACCGUCCAGCAAUACCAGUUGAUCAAGUCCUUCUCCCUCCUCUUGCUCGGUAUGUUCCUCUCUGCUCUGGCAACCCUCAACUUCUCUCUGGCCUUCCUCGUCGGCGUCAUGGCCAGCCCACUGUCCUUCAUGCGACCCUGGCCAAGCCACGCGGCCGUCCGUUGGGCCUGCGCCGCCUUCCUUCAACUCGCCUCUCCGACGGCGGCGCUGUACUCUGUCUCGUCAUACUUUGAUAUCAGCAUCGGCGAGGUCCUGAAGGAAGCGGCUUUCGGUUGGGAUGUCUGGGGCAUGUACACGCCUGUCAUCAUCUGGGGUGUGUGGUGGCCUGCAUGGCUUAUGGGAUCCGUCAUUGUGCUCGGACAGCCUACAGCCAAGUCAAAAAGUGUAUGA
Colletotrichum orchidophilum is the source of this 1875-nucleotide messenger RNA. RefSeq lists its product as uncharacterized. Gene Ontology annotation, biological process: attachment of GPI anchor to protein. The annotation marks the transcript as partial. The transcript is spliced from 3 exons. NCBI's taxonomy places the organism in Eukaryota, Fungi, Ascomycota, Sordariomycetes, Glomerellales, Glomerellaceae. Gene Ontology annotation, cellular component: GPI-anchor transamidase complex; membrane. The record is from RefSeq and is a predicted model, not a curated record.